AUGGAUGAAGAAAAUUAUCCCGAUUCAGAUUAUAAUUACUCAAUAAUUUACAGCAAUGUCUGCGAAAUGGGUGGCUACUUUGUAUUUUACACCCACCUCACUACUGUCAUCUACACACUGGCAUUUUUAUUCAGCCUGGUAGGCAACACUCUAGUCCUAUGGAUCCUAUUCAAGUAUGAAAUCCUCACAUCUUUAACGAACAUCUUCAUCAUGAAUCUCUGUGUCUCUGAUUUAGUCUUCUCCUGCAUGCUGCCCUUCUGGGCCGUGGACCAGUCCUUGGGGUGGAUUUUUGGUGAGUUCCUUUGCAAAGCAGUGAAUGCUGUUUUCUCCGUUGGCUACUACAGCGGCGUCUUCUUCCUGACACUGAUGACGAUGCUGCGGUACCUGUUCGUCGUGAACCCCCUCUCCACCCUGAGGUCCCAGACACAGUGCUGUGGCUUCCUGGUCAGCUUGGCUGUUUGGGCUGGUAGCAUAUUGAUGGUGGUUCCUGAGGUGAUUCACACCACAGUGCAAGACAACUUGGAAGGGGGCAAGACCUGUGAUUAUGCCGACUGGAAAUGGAAAAAGGUGGACAUUUAUCAGAGAAAUGUACUCUUCUUGGUUUCCUUUGGGGUUAUUGUGUUCUGUUACAUCAAGAUACUGAUAAUCCUGCUCAGAACAAAAUCUCGCAGAAAGCACAGGACUGUGAAACUCAUCCUUAUCAUUGUGGUGGCGUUUUUCCUUUGCUGGGCACCUUACAACAUUCUCAGCUUUCUGAUUACUUUUCCACCACCUACCUGUCAGUAUGAAAAAGACUCCAUGCUUGCCUUUCACAUCAGCCGGAAAAUUGCUUAUUCCCACUGCUGCCUCAACCCUGUGCUCUAUGUUUUCGUUGGAGUCAAGUUCAAGAGCCAUUUGUUACGUUUAUGUAGUCAGUAUUUACCCUGUGGGAACAGUCAAGUCUCCAGCCCCAGAAUCUCCCCUCCAGACAAAUUCCACUAUGAAGGUGCGUCCAUCUACUGA
Molecule: messenger RNA, 1002 nt
Organism: Chaetura pelagica (chimney swift)
Lineage: Eukaryota; Metazoa; Chordata; Aves; Apodiformes; Apodidae
Gene: XCR1
Product: chemokine (C motif) receptor 1
Exons: 1
Coding region: 1-1002 (333 amino acids)
Biological process (GO): G protein-coupled receptor signaling pathway; immune response; chemotaxis
Cellular component (GO): membrane
Molecular function (GO): chemokine receptor activity
Source: RefSeq, a predicted model, not a curated record